This is a messenger RNA of Dacryopinax primogenitus, 480 nucleotides long. RefSeq names its product phosphoglycerate mutase family protein. NCBI's taxonomy places the organism in Eukaryota, Fungi, Basidiomycota, Dacrymycetes, Dacrymycetales, Dacrymycetaceae. Gene Ontology annotation, molecular function: catalytic activity. The record is from RefSeq and is a predicted model, not a curated record. The annotation marks the transcript as partial. The transcript has 4 exons.
GCCGUCGCCUUCGCUCAGCAGUAUCAGUAUCUCAUCCGUCACGGCGAGAAACCUGCCAAUGGCAGUCAAGGCCUCACCGCGCAAGGCGAAGAGCGUGCCGAAUGCCUCACCAACGUCUUCGGUCCCGCUUCGACAUACAACAUCGGGUACAUCAUGGCCGAGACACCCAAGUCAAAUGGUGAUCGCACCCGCCCGCUCGAGACCGUAACGCCUUUGGCAGAAGAGCCUGGGCUGACGGUCGACAUCUCCUGCGACAGGGAUGACCCAGCAUGCGUUGCUGCUGCCGUAUGGGCGUACCAGAACCAGACUGGUGCAGGGAAUGUUCUCAUUUGCUGGGAACAUGCCGAACUCACGGAGAUCGCUACUUCCCUCAGGGUUGCCGAUGCGCCUACCUACCCUUCCGACGAUUAUAACCUCAUCUGGACGAUCAUUCAGGGCGAUUUCAUCUCGACCACGUCGGAAGACUGCCCCGGGCUCGAC